Scheffersomyces coipomensis is the source of this 1581-nucleotide messenger RNA. RefSeq names its product Rxt3p (gene RXT3). The coding region runs from base 1 to 1581 and encodes 526 amino acids. Lineage: Eukaryota; Fungi; Ascomycota; Pichiomycetes; Serinales; Debaryomycetaceae. The record is from RefSeq and is a predicted model, not a curated record. The transcript has a single exon.
AUGACAGUCAAGAAUAGUUAUAGUUCGAAUAGCUAUAGUAUAUCAUCCAUUAUAGAUCAAUUGACCAUGUCGUCAAGCAACGUGAACAACCACGAGGUAACUCAUCAGCAUCAAAGUCAUGAUUCAAUUCAUUCUGAUCAUUCUAACUCUAAUUCACAAUCACAAUCGAAUUCGCAAUCAAAUUCAUUGUCUCCAUCAAUGGGUAUUAAAUUACCUCCAAUUUCAUUCUUAUCAGGUUCAGUUCCAAGUAGUAAUAAUAAAGUUCAUAAUUUGGGGAUAAGUAGUUUCUUGAAUAAUAAUGAUAAUGAUGACAAGGAGAAGGUAAAGCAAGAGGAAUUACAACCACAACCACAAUAUAAUCAAGUGCAGCCAUUACCGCAACCACAACAAGUUCAACCAGUACAAGUCCAACCACCUCCACAAUCACAGGAAAUAGUGACCCAACCAGAUCAUAACCAUCAUCAAAUUACAAACCCUCAUCAUCACCAUCAUGUUCAUCAUCAUCAUAAUAAUCAAGAGCAUACCCAUAACCAUACUCAUCCUCAUCCUCACAAUCCUCAUCAACAUCAUCAUCACCACCAUCACCAUCAUCAUCAUCAUCCUAAACAAAGUCAAACCACCGAGACUAACAGUAUAGAGGCAACUGCUACUACAAUCACAGAUGAACCUCAUAAAAAGAAACAAAAAGUAUCAAGUGUAUCAACACCACCUAUAACCUUCAAUCUUGAACCAAUACAUGAAUUAAUUAAAGAAUACUUCCCCAAUCGAAAAUAUCUUGGGAGUUUAAUCUAUAAUCCAACCACAACAUGGGAAACCAUUCAAUUUCAAACAUUAUACGGAUUAAAACCAGCUCAUUUAAGUCGAUUUCAAGAAAUUCAAGAGUUAUAUAAUGAUCGAAAACUUACAUCUUCAGCAACCCAUGAAGAGAAAGUAAAAUAUAUCCCAUCUAUACCUCCUUUACCAUUGGAAUAUAUCAAUCAUAUCAUUGAAGUGAAGAUCCCAUAUCGAUUUAUUAAACAGUAUAGAUUAUUAACUAAAGGAGGAAGUGCAAAGAAGAGAGAUGUUUGGGGUGGAGUUCAUGGGAUAUAUACUGAUGAUAGUGAUAUUUUACAGAUCUUACAACAUGUGGGAUUUUUCAAGGGGAACAUUCAAAAUUUAAAACCAUGGAAUGAUGAUUGGACCUAUAAAAAAUUAAUUAAACCAGAAUAUGAUGAAGAAAAUAAAGAAGAAGAAGAAGUUGAAGUAGAUGAAGAUGAUUUUAAAAUAUAUGGAGAUUUAUCAGUCGAGAUUCUUUUAUUACCACCUUUAUUAAAAUAUGUCGGAUAUUAUAAUAAUGGAAUAAAUUCUCGAUCAUGGUUUAAUUUAAAUAAACAUAAUGGAUUAUCAAUAGCGAUUUAUAAUAUUAAAUGGGAAAGUUUUGGCGUUAAUUAUUUUGAUAGAUUAAAUUUCAAACAAUUAAUUAAUGAAAAUCAAUUAGAUGAUAAUAAACGAGAAUUCGGUCAAGGUUGGAAAUUUAAUUUUGAAUAUUAUAAAUUGAUUAAGGAAAAGUAUGAAAAGUUACAAUCUGAAAAGAAAGAGUAA